This is a messenger RNA of Amphibalanus amphitrite, 2937 nucleotides long. RefSeq names its product atypical protein kinase C-like. The transcript has 16 exons. Gene Ontology annotation, molecular function: protein serine/threonine kinase activity; ATP binding; protein binding. Gene Ontology annotation, biological process: protein phosphorylation; establishment or maintenance of cell polarity. The record is from RefSeq and is a predicted model, not a curated record. NCBI's taxonomy places the organism in Eukaryota, Metazoa, Arthropoda, Thecostraca, Balanomorpha, Balanidae. Bases 299 to 2080 code for a protein of 593 amino acids.
GGUGGGAGCAGCGAAGGCGAACGGCAGGUCGGGGAGUCCAGGGAUGGAAUGGUGUCGUUAUUGGGGAGUUCCAGCCCUCUGUGAAGUGCGACUACUUUUGUGUUAACAUCGCUUGAUAUUGACAAUAAUAUCUAUCUUUUAUCUAACUGGCUGUGAAAUCGACCACAGAAGAACUACUGUGCCAAAGCACAUUUAAGUCACUUUUAUAUCGGAGUCGAUUUCUGAAGGAACCGCGGGCCGGAACACGAUGCAGGUGUAAGUAGUUGUAACCUUCAUCUGAACACAUCUGUCAGUCACAAUGACCCAGGACCAGGUGCCAGAUGAGAUCAAGGUCAAAACUGCCUUCAAAGGCGAGUUCUACAUCACCUACAUCAGUCCCGACAUGAAGUUCGAGGCGCUGGUGGGCGAGAUUAAGGACACGUGCCGGUUCCCGCCCGACGCACGGUUCACCGUCAAAUGGGUCGACGAGGAAGGGGACCCGUGCACACUGUCGACCCAGGAGGAGCUCCAGGAGGCCAUCCGACUGUAUGAGGUCAACAAGGACUCGGAGAUCACCAUUCACGUGUUUCCCGGUGUGCCGCCCGCCCCGGGGAUGCCAUGCGCCGGUGAAGACCGAAGCAUAUAUCGGCGCGGCGCCCGGCGAUGGAGGAAACUGUACAAGGUCAAUGGCCAUAUCUUCCAGGCGAAACGCUUCAACCGGAGCGCCGCCUGUGCCUACUGCCAAGACCGGAUUUGGGGCCUGGGACGGCAGGGCUUCAAGUGCACCCAGUGUAAGCUGCUCAUCCAUAAAAAGUGUCACAAGCUACUGAAAAAGAAAUGCACGGGGGAGCCGGUGGCGCCGACACACCUGGUGACUGACUCCGCUAACGGCGAGCGAGAUGUGCCUUCACCCGAGGCGGACAGUGUGGUGCCGCCCACCAGCGCGCACAUUCCUGUGCCGAUCGAGGACACGCUGCCACCCCCGUCCGCCGCCACAGAAGUGGUCAGCGUCGACGCGCCGUCGGCAGAUCUGGAGCCGGGAGGUCAGCGGCAGUACUCGCUGGCAGACUUCGAGCUGAUCCGCGUCAUCGGCCGCGGCAGCUACGCCAAGGUGCUGAUGGUCGAGCUGAAGCGCACCAAGCGCGUCUACGCCAUGAAGGUCAUCAAGAAGGAGCUGGUGACGGACGACGAGGACAUUGAUUGGGUACAGACCGAGAAGCACGUGUUCGAGACGGCCUCCAACCACCCGUUCCUGGUCGGACUGCACUCGUGCUUCCAGAGUCCCAGCCGGCUCUUCUUUGUUAUCGAGUUUGUUCGCGGCGGCGACCUGAUGUUCCACAUGCAGCGGCAGAGGAAGCUGCCCGAGGAGCACGCCAAGUUCUACACGGCCGAGAUCUGCCUGGCGCUCAACUUCCUGCACGAGAGAGGCAUAAUAUACCGCGACCUGAAGUUGGACAACGUGCUGAUCGACCACGAGGGCCACAUCAAGCUGACCGACUACGGCAUGUGCAAGGAGGGCAUCCGCCAGGGCGACUCGACAUCCACCUUCUGCGGCACGCCCAACUACAUUGCCCCAGAGAUCCUGCGCGGAGAGGACUACGGGUUCAGUGUCGACUGGUGGGCGCUCGGAGUGCUCAUGUAUGAGAUGCUGGCCGGAAGGAGUCCGUUCGACAUCGGCGUCUGCUCCGAGUCGCCCGACCAGAACACCGAGGACUACCUCUUCCAAGUGAUUCUGGAGAAGACGAUCCGCAUCCCUCGGUCGCUCUCCGUGAAGGCGUGCAGCAUCCUGAAGGGAUUCCUCAACAAGAACCCCGGCGAGCGGCUGGGCUGCCACCCGGAGACCGGCUUCCAGGACAUCGUCAACCACCCCUUCUUCAAGUCCAUCGACUGGGAACUGCUGGAGGCGCGCCAGCUGAUACCUCCGUACGUGCCCCCGCUGUCGGGGGACGUUGACCUGGAGUAUUUUGACCCCCUGUUCACGUCUGAGCCGGUCCAGCUCACCCCCACCGACCAGAAAGUGAUCGACAAGAUCGACCAGAGCGAGUUCGAGGGGUUCGAGUACGUGAACCCGCUGCUCAUGUCGAUGGAGGACUGCGUCUAGCGCCGUGCGCCGCGCGCGGACGGAGACGGGGUCGGCACCGGCGGGCGACACGACGACGGGGCCGGCGGGCCGGCGGCCUGCCACAAAUCGGACGAGCGAGAAUUGGACGGCGGCGGGCGGUGAUCGGACGCCCCGGGCCGCCGCCGUCGGCCAGAGACGGCGCCCGGGCCGUUUUAGCCUUUUACACUGCGACGCGAUUCCUUUAGACCCGUUGAUUUUUACAUGAAGUGCGCGCCCGGGCCGGGUGAGAAAUCUGUUACGGAUGGUGUUGGCGUGUUGGUAUUGGCGUGUCGGUGCGAGCCGUGGCUCCGGCGCCGAUCGUGUUAUGCCAAUGGACGUGCAGCGUCGGCGGGUGCUCAGUAAUGGUGCGAGAAAUGGAGGUACCUCUCCCUGUUUCGUCACGAUCAAAUUGUCCGACUACGGCAGCUAAUAGCGCACGCCGCUCCUGAUCAUUCCAAUGUGUAUAGUUAAGUUUGAUUAAGUGAGGCUUUUCCGAUUAGCUGCAUUCCACUAACUGCGUAGGUGUUUGAGAAAUUGUCUCACUAAAUUCCUCUAUAUUUAUAAUAGCGGCUCUUAGGCUAAAGCUUUUUUAUCUAGGCUGGUUAUAGUUGUCAUGUGUGAAUGCGCGAAAUGGCACUAUUGUGCUGGGCUUUUUUGCCCACGUGUUUCUACUUAGUCCAUACGCGCGCGGUCCGUCGCGGUGCGUGCCUGCGGCGGCGGCUGCGGGCGGGGGCAGCUGUGGCGCGCCCCGGCUGCGGUGCCGCUGUCUCAAAUCGCUCCGGUCGGCAGACACUGGCGGCCGGCGCCGCGCGCUUCUCGGCGUCUGGGCAAGGUGAUCAAUAAAUCUUUUAUGAAUU